AUGCGUGGAUUGUCGUCUUCUGUCCAAGUUGGUCGCUUCCCUGCGCCAAAGGUAAGCGGGCCGUUAUCCAUUUGUGUUGUUCGCCAGCUAGGCCUGGCCUCGUCCCGCUUCGCUCGUGAGCAGUAGCCAACAUGUCAGGGUGGGAGUCAUAUUACAAAACCGAGGGCGAUGAAGAAGCAGAGGAAGAACAAGAAGAGAACCUUGAAGCAAGUGGAGACUAUAAAUAUUCAGGAAGAGAUAGUUUGAUUUUUUUGGUUGAUGCCUCCAAGGCUAUGUUUGAAUCUCAGAGUGAAGAUGAGUUGACACCUUUUGACAUGAGCAUCCAGUGUAUCCAAAGUGUGUACAUCAGUAAGAUCAUAAGCAGUGAUCGAGAUCUCUUGGCUGUGGUGUUCUAUGGUACCGAGAAAGACAAAAAUUCAGUGAAUUUUAAAAAUAUUUACGUCUUACAGGAGCUGGAUAAUCCAGGUGCAAAACGAAUUCUAGAGCUUGACCAGUUUAAGGGGCAGCAGGGACAAAAACGUUUCCAAGACAUGAUGGGCCACGGAUCUGACUACUCACUCAGUGAAGUGCUGUGGGUCUGUGCCAACCUCUUUAGUGAUGUCCAAUUCAAGAUGAGUCAUAAGAGGAUCAUGCUGUUCACCAAUGAAGACAACCCCCAUGGCAAUGACAGUGCCAAAGCCAGCCGGGCCAGGACCAAAGCCGGUGAUCUCCGAGAUACAGGCAUCUUCCUUGACUUGAUGCACCUGAAGAAACCUGGGGGCUUUGACAUAUCCUUGUUCUACAGAGAUAUCAUCAGCAUAGCAGAGGAUGAGGACCUCAGGGUUCACUUUGAGGAAUCCAGCAAGCUAGAAGACCUGUUGCGGAAGGUUCGCGCCAAGGAGACCAGGAAGCGAGCACUCAGCAGGUUAAAGCUGAAGCUCAACAAAGAUAUAGUGAUCUCUGUGGGCAUUUAUAAUCUGGUCCAGAAGGCUCUCAAGCCUCCUCCAAUAAAGCUCUAUCGGGAAACAAAUGAACCAGUGAAAACCAAGACCCGGACCUUUAAUACAAGUACAGGCGGUUUGCUUCUGCCUAGCGAUACCAAGAGGUCUCAGAUCUAUGGGAGUCGUCAGAUUAUACUGGAGAAAGAGGAAACAGAAGAGCUAAAACGGUUUGAUGAUCCAGGUUUGAUGCUCAUGGGUUUCAAGCCGUUGGUACUGCUGAAGAAACACCAUUACCUGAGGCCCUCCCUGUUCGUGUACCCAGAGGAGUCGCUGGUGAUUGGGAGCUCAACCCUGUUCAGUGCUCUGCUCAUCAAGUGUCUGGAGAAGGAGGUUGCAGCAUUGUGCAGAUACACACCCCGCAGGAACAUCCCUCCUUAUUUUGUGGCUUUGGUGCCACAGGAAGAAGAGUUGGAUGACCAGAAAAUUCAGGUGACUCCUCCAGGCUUCCAGCUGGUCUUUUUACCCUUUGCUGAUGAUAAAAGGAAGAUGCCCUUUACUGAAAAAAUCAUGGCAACUCCAGAGCAGGUGGGCAAGAUGAAGGCUAUCGUUGAGAAGCUUCGCUUCACAUACAGAAGUGACAGCUUUGAGAACCCCGUGCUGCAGCAGCACUUCAGGAACCUGGAGGCCUUGGCCUUGGAUUUGAUGGAGCCGGAACAAGCAGUGGACCUGACAUUGCCCAAGGUUGAAGCAAUGAAUAAAAGACUGGGCUCCUUGGUGGAUGAGUUUAAGGAGCUUGUUUACCCACCAGAUUACAAUCCUGAAGGGAAAGUUACCAAGAGAAAACACGAUAAUGAAGGUUCUGGAAGCAAAAGGCCCAAGGUGGAGUAUUCAGAAGAGGAGCUGAAGACCCACAUCAGCAAGGGUACGCUGGGCAAGUUCACUGUGCCCAUGCUGAAAGAGGCCUGCCGGGCUUACGGGCUGAAGAGUGGGCUGAAGAAGCAGGAGCUGCUGGAAGCCCUCACCAAGCACUUCCAGGACUGACCAGAGGCCGCGCGUCCAGCUGCCCUUCCGCAGUGUGGCCAGGCUGCCUGGCCUUGUCCUCAGCCAGUUAAAAUGUGUUUCUCCUGAGCUAGGAAGAGUCUACCCGACAUAAGUCGAGGGACUUUAUGUUUUUGAGGCUUUCUGUUGCCAUGGUGAUGGUGUAGCCCUCCCACUUUGCUGUUCCUUACUUUACUGCCUGAAUAAAGAGCCCUAAGUUUGUACUAUA
Homo sapiens (human) is the source of this 2187-nucleotide messenger RNA. RefSeq names its product X-ray repair cross complementing 6 (gene XRCC6). The transcript has 13 exons. The record is from RefSeq and is marked reviewed. The coding region runs from base 132 to 1961 and encodes 609 amino acids. Gene Ontology annotation, cellular component: Ku70:Ku80 complex; chromosome; nucleus. Gene Ontology annotation, molecular function: DNA helicase activity; ATP hydrolysis activity; double-stranded DNA binding. Lineage: Eukaryota; Metazoa; Chordata; Mammalia; Primates; Hominidae. Gene Ontology annotation, biological process: cellular hyperosmotic salinity response; cellular response to X-ray; immune system process.